AUGAAUUCGAGCAAAAGCACGGCAGUUGAGGAGGCACAGACGGACAUUCGCGAGCACACGCAGGCAAUAAUCAACGAGCUUGGGUCUUUGGCACAGGAGGUGUCCGGUGGUACAGAGAUCCGCGAGCUUCUCUCACGGGUAUCGCGACAAACAGCAAUGUCCCUGGAUAUGUGCAUAAGGGAUACGCAGCAGGCUCUGGUGGGCACCCAGGGGCUGGCCACACGACUGGCAGCGAAAACUGAGGACACACAGGAGAAACUUAAAACACUGACAAAGACGAUCGACAUAGUCAAAGUUGCCAAGGACACGGCGCGGAGGAUCGCACGACAAGCCCACCGGCGCUACUUCACAACGCACGUGCAUUCCAUGGACAGCUUCGACCGCACGAUACUUUUCCAAGCCACGCCUCCGCUCACAAUCUUCCCCUCAAACAUGCGCAAGUUCUGGCGGUUCCUCUUACGCAAGUCCCUCCCCCACGAUGCACUCUCAGCGCUGAGGUUUGCAGUGUUUGGGUUGGGGGAUUCGCACUACGAUGGGUUUAAUUUCGCAGCUAAGCGGUUGUUCCGAAGACUCAAGGCGCUGGGCGCGGGGGAGAUUGUCGGGCGGGGGGAUGGCGACGAUGCGCAUUAUUUGGGCCUGGAUGGGGCGCUGGACCCGUGGCUGGACCGCCUGUGGGCCGGGGUGGAGGCAAUUUACCCGCUGCCUAGGGAGAUUAUGCCGGAGGAUACGGUUCCGGAGCCGGUGUUCAGAGUCGAACCGGCGGUCGGUGGCGAGGGACGGGCCGAGGAACGGGCCGAGGGAUGGGCCGAGGAACGGGCCGAGGGAUGGGCCGAGGAACGGGCCGAGGGAUGGGCCGAGGAACGGGCCAUGGACAAGGGCAAGGCCAAGGGCAAGGACAGGGACAGGGACAGGGACAGGGACAGGGACAGGGACAGGGACAGGGACAGGGACGGGGACAGGCACAAGGACGUGCACGUGGACGUGGGCGACGGAUCGGUGGCUGCGCGGCUCGUUCUCAACGAGCGGCUCACGGCCACCGACCACUUCCAGGACGUGCGGCAUCUUCACUGGGCGCCCGGCGACACCUGCAUGCUGCGGCCCAGCAACCCGUCCUCCGCCGCCACCGCGUUCCUCCACGCCAUGCACUGGGCCGACCAGCCGGUGGCAAUCGCCGGCAGCUCUGGCCUGCCCCAGUGGGUGCCCCGGCACACAACGCUCUGGCACCUGGCAAAGCACUGCCUGGACAUCACAGCGGUGCCGCGCCGGUCGUUCUUCGAGCUCUGCGGGUCCGAGCUCGCAUCCACGCAGGGCCAAGACGACCUGCUGGCAUACUGCGUGCGGCCGCGGCGCACGAUCCUCGAGGUGCUCGACGACUUCCCGCACUCGCGCGUGCCCCUGCGCUACCUCCUGGACCCCAGGGUGGAUUUGACGGUGGCCGUGGUCGAGUACCGCACGGUUAUGCAGGCGCCGCGGCUUGGGCUGUGCUCGCAGUGGCUGCGGCGCAUGCAGAUUGGUGAGGUUGUGCGCAUGCGCGUUGAGCGCGGCACCAUGCGGCUGCCGGACGACGCCCGCCCGGUGAUCAUGGUUGGGCCUGGCACCGGCAUCGCCGCCUUCAUGGCCUUCAUCGGCUGCCGGCGGGAGCAGGCGCCUCGGCCGAUUUCCUCUACGAGCAGCAGCUGCGCAGGUGGGUUGAUGGGGCUGGCUGACUUUGUUCUGUGCUUUUCGCGCGAGGAUGAGGGCGCAGCGUACGUGCAGCGGAGGAUUGGCGAGAACUGGUGUGUCUUAUGGGAGAUGAUUAGUGAGCGGGACGCCAUGGUGUAUGUGUCUGGGAGCGCCAAUGGGAUGCCGCAGGAUGUGCGCCGGGCUUUUGUGGACGUGGCCGUGCGCGGCGGCGGGCUGUCGGAGGACGACGCCCUGGCGUAUGUAAGGUCGAUGGAGCGGCAGGGCCGGUACCAGGAGGAGUGCUGGUACUGA
Messenger RNA from Kickxella alabastrina, 1974 nucleotides. RefSeq lists its product as uncharacterized. The transcript has 7 exons. Gene Ontology annotation, molecular function: FMN binding; flavin adenine dinucleotide binding; oxidoreductase activity. NCBI's taxonomy places the organism in Eukaryota, Fungi, Kickxellomycota, Kickxellomycetes, Kickxellales, Kickxellaceae. The coding region runs from base 1 to 1974 and encodes 657 amino acids. The record is from RefSeq and is a predicted model, not a curated record. Gene Ontology annotation, cellular component: cytosol.